Messenger RNA from Macrosteles quadrilineatus (aster leafhopper), 3492 nucleotides. RefSeq lists its product as uncharacterized. Gene Ontology annotation, molecular function: nucleic acid binding. The record is from RefSeq and is a predicted model, not a curated record. NCBI's taxonomy places the organism in Eukaryota, Metazoa, Arthropoda, Insecta, Hemiptera, Cicadellidae. Bases 1 to 3492 code for a protein of 1163 amino acids. Gene Ontology annotation, biological process: DNA integration. The transcript is spliced from 2 exons.
AUGUCAAGUAAGGGCAGAAAAAAACUAAAUACUCGUAGGCAAAGGUAUGAGGACAAUGAGGAGGAUGCCCAAAGUGAAUUCAACUACAUGUCAGAAAGGGAUUCUAGAAAGACUGAAGGUGAGUCACUAGGUUUUGCAUUGGGACAGACAAACCGAGAAAAUAAUGCAGUAAUGUGUACUCCUACUCCUAUGAUAAAUCUGACGUUACCAACUCCAGAAACCUUCUCUUUUACUCCGAAUGAGUGGCAUUCCUGGAGGAAUUGCUUUCAAAGGUAUAGACGGGGGUGCGGUCUAGAUAGCACUUCCGACGCUCGGCAAAUCGAUGUACUUUUGUUUACAAUGGGUAGUAGGAGUGAAGAUAUUUUCGAUUCGUUUUCACCAAAGCCGAAUACUUAUGACGAGGCUCUUCGGGCCUUUGAUGCAUACUUUGUGCCAAGACGAAAUAUCAUUUAUGAGAGAACAAAAUUUCUGAGACACAAGCAAGGGAGUGAUCCAUCUGAAAAAUUCAUAACAGAUUUGCAUGGUCUUGCAAAAACGUGUGCAUGGGGUGAACUGAACGAUGAGAUGGUACUUCUGGUCCUCAUUAUUGGUAUGAAAGAUGAGGCUCUAAGUGAUAGACUCCAGCUGGACUCUCAAUUGACUCUGGAGAAGGCGAUUAAUACCUUGCGCAAACACGAGGAGCUAGAACGCCAAAAACGUGAGCUCGGCAAUACUAAUGUUUUUAUGGUGAAUAAAACGUCAAUACAAGUCGGUAAAACAAAUCUGUCUGAAAGAGCUGGUGAACAGAAAUUCACCGAGGAUGCUAUGAGAAAAAAGUGCAGGAAAUGUGGUUAUAACUGGCACGGAUCACUGGCCGAAUGCCCUGCUAGGAAAGCCAAAUGUGACAAAUGUUCCGAGAUUGGACAUUUUUUUCGAUGUUGUCCCUCCCGCGAAAAGUGGAUGAGAAAAAACAAAAACGUUGUUAAGGAAAUCGAACAGCAAGAUUCAGACAGUGGUUAUCAACAGGUUCCUGAGAUUUUCAUAGGGAAUAUAGACAGCAGUGACAAAGCCUGGGUCCAGGAGGUAAAAGCAAGCUGUGGAAACCAAGAUUUAGGUCUUAUAAAAUUUAAACUUGACACAGCAGCUGAUGUAACCAUGAUUCCAGUAGGAGUUCUUGGUGAUUUUAUUAAGACUCUGCCUCUAGGAAAGUGCAAAUCCCCUGUGUUUAGCGCAAAGAAGAAAGAACGAAUCAAUAUUUUGGGAACUUUAAGGCUAAAGCUUGAACAUAAGGGUGUAUCAGUUUAUGAUCUUGCGUAUAUUUCUGAGGAGAUCACUGUUCCACUUCUUAGCAGACGUUCCUGUGAAGAGCUGAACCUGGUGAGGAGAAUUUUUUCUGUAGAUUCACAUGAUAUUGACUGGGCUACUAAGUAUCCUAAUUUAUUUCAAGGGUUGGGAAAUAUGAAAGGAGAGUACAAGAUUGAAAUGAAGGAGAAUGCAGUUCCUUACACUAUAUCCACCCCCAGGGUUGUUCCAAUACCUUUAAAAACCAAGGUGAAAGAGCAGUUAGACGAUAUGCUUGAGAAAGGAGUGAUUGUUCCAGUUGAACACGCGACUGAUUGGUGCGCACCAAUGGUAGUUUGUGCAAAAAAGGGAGGUGGGGUUAGGAUCUGCGUAGACCUAUCCAAACUCAACAACAGUGUGAAACGUCGGUUUUAUCCUAUCCCAAAGAUCGAACUUUCAUUGGCCGAGAUCGCGGGAGCCAAGUACUUCAGCAAGAUCGAUGCGAAUUCCGGGUUCUGGCAACUGAACCUUGCAGAGGAGUCACAAGAUUACACAACAUUUAUCACCCCUUUUGGGAGGUAUAAAUUCCGUAAGUUACCUUUUGGAAUUACGUCCGCUCCUGAAGAGUUUCAGCGCCGCAUGUCAAAAGCUUUAGAAGGGGCAAAGAACUGUUUAGUGCACAUUGACGACUGUCUGAUAUGGGGAAGAACGAAAGAAGAACACGACGAGUGUCUUAGGGCCGUUCUAGAGAGAGUGCAAGCUAAUGGAAUCACCUUGAAUAAGCAGAAGUCGGAGUUCUGCAAGAAGACUAUGACAUUUCUGGGGUUUGUGCUGUCUAAGGACGGAAUCAAGCCUGAUCCAAGCAAGACCCCAGGAAAAGACCUUGCCAUACCAGAUCUACUAUCAAGAAGUCCUAUUCCGGCUGACGAAGAUGGCGAAUUGACCGAAGAAGUGGAAGCCUUCGUCCACGAAAUCAGUCUGAUUAGUAUAAACACUACAGAUGAAAAUGUGACAAAGGUACUUCACUCACAAAUGAGAGAUCCAAUCUGUGCACAACUUAAGUUACAAAUUUUAGACGAAUGGCCUGUAAAAUCAAGUUUACCUAAUGAGAUUCAAGAGUACUGUAAUGUGAAAGACGAGUUAAGUUGUAUUGAUGGGCUAUUGCUUCGAGGAACUCGGAUGAUAAUACCUCAAGAACUACGAGCGGAAAUGCUCGAGAGGCUUCACAGUGGACACUUGGGAAUCACAAAAACAAGGAAACGUGCUUUGGGAACCAUGUGGUGGCCUGGAAUUUCUCAAGAAAUAGAAAGGAAAAUCAAAUUGUGUCCAGUGUGUAUUCAGAACUCAACUAAUCACAGUGAACCAUUGAUUCCGAGAACUGUCCCGGAUUACCCGUGGCAAAAUGUGUCUGUUGACUUGUUCAAACACGAAGACAAGUGGUAUAUGGUUAUCGUGGAUCACUACUCAAGAUACUUUGAAGUCAAGGAAAUGCAUCGAAUGAGGGCUUCAGAUGUGAUUCGGGUUUGCAAAACCACAUUUUCAAGUUUUGGAAUUCCUCAACGUGUUUAUUCAGAUAGUGGGAAAAAAUUUCACCAUAUUGACUCAAGUGAAUUUAAAUUGUUUGCAAAGGAGUGGGGGUUCUCCACAUUCAGAAGUAGUCCCCACCACCAUCAGGGAAAUGGGGCAGCUGAAGCAGCUGUGAAAGUAGCAAAAGGGCUAAUGAAGAAAAACAAGGAUAAAUUUGAACUUGCCCUACUUUCUUACCGGACCUCACCUCUUGAAACCGGCUUUUCCCAAUCUGAACUUAUGUUUGGAAGGAAAUUAAGAGACAAUCUUCCAUCUACUUUGGUUGGAAAUCCUGUGGAAAAUAAGAAUUUUCUUGAGAGGGAGAAUAAGUACCAGAAUAAGUACAAGAUACAAUUUGAUAAACGACAUGGAGCGAGUGGUUUAAGUGAAUUAGAAGUUGGAAGCAUGGUAUGGAUCACAGAUCUACGUCGACACGGUAAGGUAGUCAGGAAAUUGAACGAACCACGUUCCUACCUUGUGGAAACUGACAAGAGAACUAUUUGCCGAAACAGGAAGUUCUUAGUUCCUGCACCGUACUACGGAGGAGAUGGAAUUCUUUCAAACUGUUCAUCCAUGGUCCUUAAUCGUCCAUGCAACUCACGUGAUCGUCCAGGAGCUGGCACAGUAACCCGUUACGGAAGGUCCAUUAAGAAACCGAGGCGGUAG